This is a messenger RNA of Zootermopsis nevadensis, 1661 nucleotides long. Its product is annotated as Nuclear envelope integral membrane protein. The record is from RefSeq and is a predicted model, not a curated record. Gene Ontology annotation, cellular component: nuclear envelope. NCBI's taxonomy places the organism in Eukaryota, Metazoa, Arthropoda, Insecta, Blattodea, Termopsidae.
UUGUCAUUGCAUAUUCCGUUUGAUGGUCCGCCAACCCGAUCCCUCGCGAUGAACACAACGGUAAUCCCUGAAUGUAAGCAUGAGUCUACAUCGGAAUAUGGCGGUUGCAAUGAAAGUUUGUGAAUUAGCAUGUUUAAUUUUGAGCAUUUUAGUCCUCCAAGCCGUCAAUACAAGUCAAAGUGGUAAUCGUAACAAUCCUCUAGAUAAUGGUAGAAAAGUUCGGUUCCUGCAACCUGGAUCACGAGUCCGCGUUCUUCCAUGUGAGACUUCGGAUCGUCAGUUACAUAUAUAUUGUUAUCACGGUCGUCCGAAGCAGAUAAUAAACCUUUGGCAGACGGCUCUGUUGCAGUUGGAUGUCAGCAGUGAUAAGUAUGAUUUAUAUGAUGGUGCAAGUCCAAAUGAAGUGCUGGAAGAAUAUGAGCAGCAUCGAUCAUCUUGGGCUAUUAACCUUUUUUCAUGGAAGCACAAAACAAUAAAACUGAAUCCUUUCAACCAAAGUUGUGUUGGUAUAUACAGUUCAGAAGGGCAUGAAGUUCAUCUGAAUAUUAUAAGAAUUGAUUACUGGAGGGUCCUGCUUCAGUGUGCAGGAGUCCUACUGUUUAUCUCAGCUCACAAACUCAGUAAAAAUUCCCUCUUCUAUUACAUCAGUGGAAUCACAGUUGGAAUAUGUGCAUCUUUUCUCAUCUUGGUGUAUGUGAUAAGUAGAUUACUUCCAAAGAGACCUGUUAUGUAUGGAUUUGUGAUUGGAGGUUGGACAGUAGGAAUAUAUUUCCUUCAUCUUAUGUGGGAAAAUUUACGUCUCAUAAUUAUGCAAUACCAGAAUUAUGCGCUCUUCUAUAUAGUUUUCACAGGACUUAUAAGCUUUGUAGUUUGCUACCGAUUUGGCCCUGUAACAGAUCAGAGGAGUAAAAACUUGAUUAAAUGGACUCUGCAGGGUGCUUCACUAGGAAUGAUUUUCUUCAGUAGCCACUUCCAAGAGGCAACUGCAGCCAUCAUUAUUAUAAUUCUAGUAGUUUACAACUUUCCAGCAGCAUGGACUUCAAAAUUACUAGUUUAUUGGAAACGACGGUUUCCACCAAAGAUGAAACUGAUGACUGAAGAUGAAUACUAUGAUCAAGGGGUAAGGGAAACUGCAAAGGCUUUGGAUGAGCUUCGAGGAUACUGCUCUAGUCCUGACUGCAAUGCUUGGAAGACAAUGCUUAAACUCAAAGAACCUGUUAGGUUUGCCAAGUUUAUGGAUGGAAUCUCGCAUCUAAGUGAUGAUGAAAUAUUGGCUUAUGAGUCAGAAGGAAGACAAACUUUAACUGAAUACUAUACAGAUGAUGACUCAGAGUCAGGUUCUGAGUACUAAGGAGGCAAAGCUUCCAUAAAAUGCAAACUGUAUCCAGUGAAUCAAGUGAUAUUUGUUAUUAAUGAGAUUAGGAUAUUAAUUAUAAGCAACUUAUUAUUUUUAUACAAACAAGUCUUUCAUGUUUAUGGAGAGAUAUUUCAUUUGCUAUCAUACAGCUGUCGUUCAGGUUGUAAUUCUUUUAUAAGUAGUUAGGUUUUUGAAUAACAUAAGUUUUUAUUCUAUUAAAGUGAAUCAGGUGCUGUGUGUGUGUUUGUGUGCAUGUGUAUGUAUUGGUAUAAUAAGGCUGUAUAAAUGAUCUAGUUUUUAUGGA